Messenger RNA from Fomitopsis serialis, 732 nucleotides. RefSeq lists its product as uncharacterized. Bases 1 to 732 code for a protein of 243 amino acids. The transcript has 3 exons. The record is from RefSeq and is a predicted model, not a curated record. NCBI's taxonomy places the organism in Eukaryota, Fungi, Basidiomycota, Agaricomycetes, Polyporales, Fomitopsidaceae.
AUGGAUCCCACCCAGUUUCACAAUGCCAACAGCGGCGACCACAUGCCCGAGGUGUCUCUCGGCACUUCCCCCGCAGCCGUCUACGCAAAUGCCACCAUACAUAAUAAUCUUGUCGCUCACCGAGAACACUCUCAUGAGCUCCAGCUCCCUCCUGACGCACAAGAGGAGGAACGAUGCAGACACGUCUCUGUUGGUCAUUUCGACCCCACCGGCGUAGACGAGCUCAAGCGCACCAUGUCUCGGCUCAUGCCGGCCUAUGCGUCUCACCACUCGUCAGAUCGGUCCUCGGACCACACCCUCGCGCCUGGAGAUGGGCCGUUCGACUUUGAGAAGUCGCUCCAGCACUUGGUCAGACGGACGCGGCGACGUGCAGUACAACACGUCGACCGCGAGCGCGCAGGGCUAAUGCCCCGCGUGAAGACGCAGCCGACGGAUGGACCACGGGCACAGGCGCGAGGGUCGGUGGGCGCGCGCGGGCGGAUAGACGGACAAGCGGAUGGAUGCGAAGGCGGACUGGCGGGCAGGAAGACGGGCAGGAAGACGGGCGAGAAGACGGGCGAGAAGGAAGACGGGCGGGAAGGAAGGCGGACAGACAAGCGGACCGGUAGGAGAACGAGCAGACGGGCAAGUGGACAGGCGACAGCACACGCCCACUGCGAGUGUGCUGGGCGAAUGCCCGGCACGCUGACACAGCCGACGGAUACACACGCAGGCCCGCAAAUGGGCGCGUAG